UUGAGAGGCCCGACAUUUAAUUGUCGUAGCACAUAUAAAUAAAUCCUUUCUCCUACAGCAGCCAUAGAGAGCUACAAUUAGGGUUUACGAUUUGCUGCUACAAUGGGGAAGGGAACGGGGAGUUUUGGUAAGAGAAGGAAUAAGACACACACCCUGUGUGUGAGGUGUGGCCGCCGCAGCUUCCACCUCCAGAAGAGUCGCUGCUCCGCGUGCGCUUUCCCCGCCGCGCGCAAGAGGAAAUAUAACUGGAGCGUGAAGGCCAUUAGGAGAAAGACCACUGGGACUGGAAGGAUGAGGUACUUGCGUCACGUGCCUCGCAGAUUCAAGAGCGGCUUCAGAGAGGGUACCGAAGCUGCACCAAGGAAGAGAGGAGCAGCUGCCAGUGCCUAAGCUGGGUCAGUGAGUUAAUUAUAGGAGUUGAGGUUUCUAUGUUGGGGCCAAGCUCUAUGGGGUAUUUUUCUUUCUGUCGUUUUUGUUUUUAUUUAAUAUGUAGUUGCUUUGUGUUUCGACAUGAGGAUUGUAAGGAAUUUUGAUUUUUCAAUGAGAGUUUUUGACAUCCAUAUUUUGGCGUAUCAA
Messenger RNA from Cajanus cajan (pigeon pea), 576 nucleotides. Its product is annotated as large ribosomal subunit protein eL37x. NCBI's taxonomy places the organism in Eukaryota, Viridiplantae, Streptophyta, Magnoliopsida, Fabales, Fabaceae. Gene Ontology annotation, biological process: translation. The record is from RefSeq and is a predicted model, not a curated record. Gene Ontology annotation, molecular function: structural constituent of ribosome; RNA binding. Gene Ontology annotation, cellular component: cytosolic large ribosomal subunit; ribosome.